AUGGAUCAUGCAGGCUUCCCCGAGGCUCUAGAGUUACUCCAACAAUUAGUUAACGCACUUAACAAUAACCGUGGGCCCCAACCCCCCGUUCCUCCCCAAGACCAAGCGGCGGUGUUAGAAGCGCAACGACUUCGAGAGCAAGAAAGAGACCAGCAAGAAGCCGAAGAACAAUUGCGUGUUCAAGAGCAAAUCCGAGUUGACCGUCUAAGAGACCAAGUAAAUCCACCGGCUCAUGUGGUACCUGCUUCUGUACUCAAUGAUGACCCCACCUCUCUUUUUGUUUCUGAUAAUGAUGAUGAUGAUACUGCUGUUGUCAAUAAUGUUGAGAAUUUAACCUCAUCUGAAAAUUGGCCGAGUUUUCCCUACGGAAUUCAUGGCGUUGUAUUCGAUGUUCUUCAAGCACGUACAGAAAUGUUAGCAAAAGCGUUGGAAUCAGUGAAUAACCAACAAAAAGAGAUAUUACAGAUAUUAUCAACGAUGAUUGAGAAGAAAGAAAGCAAGAAGAAUUUAAAGAGGAAACAGAAGAAUACAAAUAUCACUGAACCAAAAACGAAACGAACUACGACUCGGAGUAAUAGAAUGGUGAUCGAAAGUGAUGAAGAAGAAAUAGAUUCAGUAUUGAUUAGCAAUACUGAUCAAGAAGAAUAA
This is a messenger RNA of Sclerotinia borealis F-4128, 648 nucleotides long. The record is from the annotation of a GenBank genome assembly. Lineage: Eukaryota; Fungi; Ascomycota; Leotiomycetes; Helotiales; Sclerotiniaceae.